Messenger RNA from Drepanopeziza brunnea f. sp. 'multigermtubi' MB_m1, 1458 nucleotides. NCBI's taxonomy places the organism in Eukaryota, Fungi, Ascomycota, Leotiomycetes, Helotiales, Drepanopezizaceae. The record is from RefSeq and is a predicted model, not a curated record.
AUGGAACUCGGCGCCAGCCUGGUUACUACCAAAGUGGGCGGAGCCAGUUGUGAGAAUACACUCCAGAGGUACCUCAGCAAGGCCAAACUGACAACCGGCGCAGAUGGUAGCCAGCAUAUUAACGAAGACUCAGCCCGCUCGUCGGACGACCUUCUCACUCGAGAAUACUCCAUCACCCAUGACGACGACGCGUCCAUAUCCUCAAUGAAGAACCCCCCGAAGAAGCGGUGGUGCUGUGGAGUAAAAUUAUAUACGCCCAAUACCUCGCGAUUCGCAGACCAUUUCCACAGCCGGAUCAUGCAGAAGUUUCCUUUUCUGCAGGAGAUGUUCUACUGGAUAAUCACCUACGCCUUCUAUCGUUGUACCAGUAUCACCUCGCAGGCCAUAUUUUCGAAGACGGGCAUCUGGGAGGUAGCACAAGAUCACGGCUUGUCAAUUCUGGAAUUCGAGCAGUUCUCCUGGCUGAGCUUUCUCUGGCCGGUACACGAGCGGGAUGUGCAGCAAUGGUUCAUGCACGGCCACCAGACCUUCCUGACUGUCCUCAACCGCUCGUAUGCGCUGAUCCAUAUCCCAGGGACUGUUGGAUUUAUCGCGUGGUAUUAUUAUGUCGCCCCAUCUUUCAACACUUUCUCUACUGUCCGACGUACCAUGACCCUCACCAACCUGUUCGCCUUCAUCAUAUUCAUUCUCUUCCCGUGCAUGCCUCCUCGCCUUCUGCCCCGCGAGUACGGUUUUCUUGAUAGCGUAGGACACAACAAUGCCGAGAGCGUCUGGAUGAGCGGGAAAUAUGUCAACUCCCUGGCCGCGAUGCCCUCCAUGCACUUCGGCUACUCCUUCUGCAUAGGCUCCACGAUGUUCUACCACUCGGGCGUGUUUCGAAGGUCGCUCGAGCCUGGUGAGACGCGCAAGUCGAAGCCAUGGCAACUCUUCUAUCUCUUUCUUGCCGUUGGCUAUCCGUCCUGGAUUCUUAUUACCAUCGUGGCAACAGCGAACCAUUAUUAUCUGGAUGCGUGUGUCUCUUUCUUCGUCGUUAUUGCUGCGUUUUGGUGUAACAAGGUGUUCCUCGUGAUGUUGCCUCUGGAGGAUAUGCUGUUCUGGUGCUUGAGGCUUGAGAAGCCUAUCCCGACUACUGGAGACAGAGAGUAUUGGGAUGAAGGCCUCAUGACUAUCGUACCAGACAUUCCGACCGACAAAGCAUCCCAAGCCGAGAUCGAUUCUUGGAAUGAGAAUCCCGCGAAAGGCUGUCAGCUCAAGAUUCUGGACCCGAGCCACAAAGAUACUUCGACUCAGAUACAGAUUGGGUUUCGCCAGCAGGAUAUGGAAACGUUCAAGGAGCUCGACGAUCAUAAGUUGGUGGUCAAGGUGGUAUCCAGAUAUGGCUAUAUCCAGAUAUGGCUAUUGAGUGCAGAUCUUAGCAAAAGGCUUGUAUAUAGAGAUGGAAAGAUCGUGACGAUAUAG